AUGAAAUGCAUAGACUACCAGGAGCAGUUGGUAUACCCGUGUGUUAAGGGGUCAGGGUACUCGGGCAUGGUGCGCGCUCGUCGCUGUCAUCAUAACACCGACGCUCUCAUUGUUGGUGGAUCAGAUGCUGCUAAGAGAGAGUUUCCUCAUAUGGUUCUACUCGGCUUCGGAAGUAGUCCAGCAGAAGCGACGUGGGAUUGCGGCGGUACCCUCAUCAGUGAAUGGUACAUUCUCACCGCUGGACAUUGUACUUCUUCAAAUCGCGUACUUGUAAGUUAUGCACGUUUAGGAGUUCUAGAUAAGAGACAACUUGACAACAGCCAACUCUACAAGAUACAAAAUAUAAUUAAACAUCCAGAAUAUAAAUCACCAUCCAAAUAUAAUGAUAUCGCACUACUGAAGACUGCAAUAGAAAUGAAGUUAAGUCAUGAGGCGGUGCCGGCAUGUCUUCCUGUGGACACUGUGUCUGAUGAGAAAGCAGUUGCCACGGGCUGGGGCGCCACACGCAACAAGGGAGACAACUCUGAUCUACUAGAGAAGGUAACAUUGACCAAGUUCUCGGAGCGGGAAUGUUCAUCUUCACAUCGUCCGCAGAGGAAACUGGAGCGAGGCUUUGACGCUAACACACAGAUCUGCUACGGGGACAAGUAUCAGUCCAAAGAUACGUGUCAGGGCGACAGUGGAGGACCUCUACAAGUGAAGAAUCCGCACAUAAACUGUAUGUACACAGUUAUUGGUGUGACGUCAUUCGGCAGCGGUUGUGGUACAGUCGGUCUGCCCGGAGUUUACACCAAGGUCACUGCUUAUGUGUCCUGGAUAGAGGGCAUCGUGUGGCCAUAG
Papilio machaon (common yellow swallowtail) is the source of this 840-nucleotide messenger RNA. RefSeq names its product serine protease snake. The record is from RefSeq and is a predicted model, not a curated record. NCBI's taxonomy places the organism in Eukaryota, Metazoa, Arthropoda, Insecta, Lepidoptera, Papilionidae. Bases 1 to 840 code for a protein of 279 amino acids. Gene Ontology annotation, molecular function: serine-type endopeptidase activity. The transcript has 7 exons. Gene Ontology annotation, biological process: proteolysis.